UUCAGUCUUGCUUCUUCAGGAAAGAAGAUUUCACAAAGUCACAGCAAGAUGUGUGACCAGCAGAAGCAGGCACAGUUUGCUCCGUCUUGUGUGAAAGGUUCAGGAUUGGGGGCUGCCCAAGGGUCCGGUGGUGUCGCUGUUCAGGGCCAGGGUCCGGGCCAGACCCGAACUGUCUGUGUGACAGGCCCUGCUCCCUCGCAGCCUCAGACCUUUGUGACGUACUUAGCUCCAAUCCCAGCUCAAACCUAUGUGAGGGUCCCAGCUCCCUGCCAGACAUACGUGAAGUGUCCAGUUCCCUGCCAGAGGAAAACCUACGUGAAGUGCCCGGCUCCCUGCCAGACGACCUCCGUGAAAUGCCCGACCCCCUGCCAGACCUAUGUGAAGUGCCCGGCUCCCUGCCAGACCACCUGUGUGCAAUGCCCGACCCCCUGCCAGACGUAUGUGAAGUGCCCGGCUCCCUGCCAGACGACCUACGUGAAAUGUCCGGCUCCCUGCCAAACCCAGACGUAUUACGUCCAGUCUUCUCCUUCCCAGACCUACUACGCUCAGGCCUCUGGGGGUGGCUCAUCCUCACAGGGCUGUGCCCCUGACCCAUGCCCUGCUCCCUGUUCCACCAGCUACUGCUGUCUGGCUCCCCGGACCUUCGGGGUCAGUCCCCUGAGGCGCUGGGUCCAGCGUCCCCAGGGCUGCAACACAGGAUCAUCAGGCUGCUGUGAGGAUUCUGGCUGCUGCAGUUCUGGGUGCUGCAGCUCCGGGGGCUGCGGCUCUGGGGGCUGCGGUUCUGGGUGCUGCUGUUUGGGAAUCAUCCCCAUGAGGUCCCGAGGUCCUGCGUGUUGUGACCGUGACGAUGACUGUUGCUGUUAAAUAUAAAAGGACGGGCCUGCUCCAGAGCGCACAGCCCCGCUCUGCCUUCUGAGACCCUCACCAGCUGUGUCCCCUCCCUGGCCCACCUCAGUGAUGCAGAACCUCCUCACUCCACCUCCGUCCUUCGCUUCUUUAUCAAGGCAGCCUGCCAAAGUUAGCGCAAACCCCAAACUUUGGCAAGAAUAAAACCAUGAAUGCAAU
This is a messenger RNA of Marmota monax (woodchuck), 1065 nucleotides long. RefSeq names its product KPRP N-terminal and LCE C-terminal like protein (gene Kplce). The record is from RefSeq and is a predicted model, not a curated record. NCBI's taxonomy places the organism in Eukaryota, Metazoa, Chordata, Mammalia, Rodentia, Sciuridae. Bases 49 to 864 code for a protein of 271 amino acids. The transcript is spliced from 2 exons.